Molecule: messenger RNA, 2477 nt
Organism: Chlamydomonas reinhardtii
Lineage: Eukaryota; Viridiplantae; Chlorophyta; Chlorophyceae; Chlamydomonadales; Chlamydomonadaceae
Exons: 2
Coding region: 39-1592 (517 amino acids)
Biological process (GO): sphingolipid catabolic process; ceramide biosynthetic process
Cellular component (GO): endoplasmic reticulum; cell periphery; membrane
Molecular function (GO): glycerophospholipase activity
Source: RefSeq, a predicted model, not a curated record
GUGAGCAGUCGCAGCUGCAGCCGCAGUUGCAAAUGCAAAUGCAGCCGAACCAGCAGGACCAGCAGCCAUUGGCGCAAGGGCGCCCUGCAGCCCACGCGCCCAGCACAGCAGCCGCAGCGGCAGCGGGCGUGGCGGCUGCGGCAGGUGCGGCGGGGGGCGCCCAUGGCAUCGCCAGGUGCAGCAUCCAAAUCAGCACCGGCUCCGAGCCCGGGCGCAGCCGCCCUGCUGCUGUUCCUGAUGCUUUUGCUCUUCCUGUUCCGUGGCCGCGGCGUGUGGUGGGCCUGACGCGGUAUGCCUUCUUAGACAUGGCGGCCGCCGCCGCCGCCAACGGUCACGUGGGCAUUCUGGAGCGGUUGCUGCAGCCGGGCGGACCAUACGGCGAGUAUAACACCAGGACCAGCCGGCGGGAUCACGAGGGCUGCACGCCCGCGGUGUACGCCAGUGUACUGCUUCCCAAGGUGGCCUUUGGCUGCCCCCAUGCGGCCCUUGAGCGCCUCUUUCGCGCCUGGGUGCCGGCGAGCCUGCUGGGCGCCCCUGAGGAGUCGCUGUUUCGGCACGCGCUGCUGGGCACGUCGCCGGAUUGGGAGCGCAAUUGUGACUUUGCGCUGGAGAUGACGGCGGCGGGCGAGGCGGCGCUGUUGUCGGUGGUGGAGAGGGGAAGGGCGAGGGGGCCAAGGGGCGGCGCGGAGGAGUGGGAGGACUCGGAGGACUCGGAAGAGGGUGGACAGGAGGAGGAUCAGGAGCAGCAGCAGCAGCUGGAGGAGGGGGCGGCGGUGCGCAGGGCCGUGCGCGAGGCAGUGGCGGCUGUCCGGGAGCGUGCCGAGCUGGACCUGAGGCGGGUGGCGGACCGGCCCGGCUUCCUGCAGCGCCUGCACUACCUUCAUGCGCGGGGCGUGCGGGUGGGCGAGGUCGAGACGGCCUUUGCAGAGGCGCUGGCGGCGGCGGGCGAUGUGGCGGCGCUGGCGCAGCUGCUGGACGGGUGGGGCGUGUCAGGCCCCCGGGAUGCCCGGCUGCUGUCCGCUGCAGCCCGCGCCGCCGCAGGUGGUGGCCAUGUCCCGGUGCUGGCCCUGCUGGCGGAGCGCUUCGGGCCGCGGGUGUUUGUCGAGCACUGCCUGAUGGCCGCGGCCGAUGGCGGGCACAGCGGCGCACUGCGGUUCCUCAUAGCCGCCUGGAUGGGCAAGGGGAAAGGGGUCAGGGCAGGGGCAGCGGCAGCGACGCCGGCGCGGCAGGCGGCGCGGGCCCAGCAGGCAUCGGCGGCGGGCGGCGGCGGGAGGGCUCGGGGCGAGGAUGGAGCCGGCGAUGGAGGACACGGCAGUGACAGCAGCGGUGCUGCCGGAGAAGGCAGCAGCCGGGGUGGUGGCGAGGGCGAGGGCGGGGGCGAGGCCGCGGGCUGGUGCCAGCCCGACUGGGCAGCGCUCUUUCGCAUUGCUGCGGUGCGGGGGGUUGACGCAGAGGUGCUGGCUAGGGAGGUGCGGGAGCUGUGCGGUAGCGGCCGCGCGGACCCGAGCCUGCUGCGCAAUCUGGCGGUGGGCGCCGGCGUGGAAGCUGUGGAGAGGGAGGUGCAGUCCUAUCUUCUGUCCUCCCCCUCGUGAUGUUCGCCUCGCUCUCAUACACGUGUCCGCACUACUGCCCGUUCGCUGGCCACACGCAGCAGCUUACAAGUGACGGAAUGCAAGUUUGUUGCGCGGCAAUCUAAUGUGGCUCAGUGGCUAACUGGAUCUUGGAGCAGCAGCAGUAGCCGGUUCUGGUCCUGCUGGUUGAUGCACACGUCUGAUGAAGGGGUGGAGGGCAAGGAGAUGGAGGUCGAGGAGGAGUGGCGGUGGGAGCAGGAGGAGCAGGAGUCGCUGCAUAUGGAUUGCGCAUCACCGUAUUGCAUGUUACCAAACAUGGCUGGUGCGUGGCGGCUUCGUUCACUUGGAGGUGUUGGCAGGCUGGUGCCUACCUGACGUCUCACACUGAAUCAUUGGCUUGCGUGCGCUCGCCAGGGCAGCGUGUUGGGCUGUUGCGCGCGGUAGCUGUGUGCAACAAUGUUUGCGGUCACUACUGAUCACUGAAUGGUCAAGCUCUGAUGCCCGCGGCUUUGUAUAGAUGGAAGGCGGCUGGCGGCGGGAUGGUCAUCGUGUUGCAGAGGGCGUUGGUGGGGGCGUUAGUCGGAGAUGCAUAGAUAAGAAAGGUCCCCGCUGCCAAGUCCUGACCCCGGCCCGGCCGAAUGAUUCCUAAUCUGCCCGCAAGUCUGCGCACACAGUGUGGUGUGUCCGUCUGCACACGUACCCGAGCCUGGAUCCGGCGGCUCGCUCAUCCACUGCUGCAGCGCAAAAGGCCCGGGGCUGUACUUCAGGUGCCGUAGUAGUUCGGGUGCAUGGAUGAGGCGGUGUGGCUAGUAGGCAGUCUCUAUCUGGUGAUGAUCCCCUUGGAUCGGUUUCUGCCAGGUUCUUUGAGAUCCAGCUUGGCUGGUCACAUUGUAACAAUAACUUUUA